Messenger RNA from Acanthocheilonema viteae, 3027 nucleotides. The record is from the annotation of a GenBank genome assembly. Lineage: Eukaryota; Metazoa; Nematoda; Chromadorea; Rhabditida; Onchocercidae.
AUGUAUUCUGGUGAAUUCGCAGAGCCACGUUUACUACAUUCCAAAGGAUUCAUACAAUUAUGCGUUGAUAAAAGUGCUACCGAUGACAGUGGGUCAUUUUUAUCGGUUGGCACUGAUGGUGAUGUAUGGAUUUGGACGGGUGAUGAGCUGGAUGAAGCUGAAUACUGCCCUAAAAACAUUAAAGGAAGAACGCAUUGUGCAAUAGCCUGGCAUGGAAAUGAUAUUUACAUCGGACAUACAAGUACAGACGACCAAACGGGUAUUCAAAAGUCAGCAGUUUCUCGUUUUGAGAAAGAUUCCCUACGGUUGAUUGCAUCAAUAACCACUUUUUCAUUGGAUAUAUCUAGCAUCGAUAUAUCAAAAUCAGGAAAAUUUUUGGCUGCUGGUUCUAUCGAUCACGUUUUGAAAAUCAUAAAUCUUGAAACAGGCGAUAUAAUUCGUGCUGAAGCAGAUGGACAGAUUAUGUGUGUUUCAUUUAAUUCGAAAGAUGAAUACUUGGCUGUUACAGCAACUGACGGAAUGCUACGUGUUUUUGGCAUAGCGUCACUGAAGGGUGACAUUCCUGAACCAGUCACUGUUCGGAUUUGCUCGCGUAUUGUUGACAUAGAGUCAUCUAGCUCUAGGCUUCAGCUGUGUUGGGAUCCAUCUGGCAAUAAUCUGUUUGUUCCAGCACUUGGAUGUGUUAAAAAAUUCAGCAAAGAUUCAUUUAAAGAAACAACCAAAUUUUUUACUGCAUCUAAUUCAUAUGAAAUGUUCAACAUAUGCUGUGUGUCGUCCUGCGGAACAUACUUGGCCUCAUCUACCAUGAAUGGCUCAAUUUAUGUUUGGCAGCUUGAAACCAGUGAUCUGUUAACAUGUAGUAAAUAUCAAAUAAAUGGACAACCAAAAGUGAUUUGUACUAUGUUUUGGCACAACUUAUUACAGGAUACAUUGUUUUUCGCAGAUACAGAGGAGCAUAUAUGUUCUUUGAAUAAGUGCACGAGAAAAGUCACUUUGGAUGAUCGUAGCGGUACAGAUUUGGAAUUGCAAAUCGAAAAAAGCAAAACUACUGCAAAUUUCGACGAUGACGAAAAUUCGCAGUUAUCUGCAGAUCUGGGUUUUAUUAAAAAGUCUUACGGAUUUGACGAGGAAGGACACUUCCUUGGUAUUACUGAUGCAAGUGAAAAAAAUUCUCACGUUUUUACAACUACAGAACCUUUAACCUCGUACAAACCAGUGGUUGUGCCGAAAGUAUUCGUGACUAGCUCUACUCCUGAGUAUCGAAAACAGAGAUAUUUGAAAUGGAAUCGGUAUGGUACAAUAAUCAGUUCAUAUAAUGGAGAUAACGGAAAAAUCGAGAUAAAUUGGCACGACAUUUCGAUACAUCCAGAGAUUAUUAUCGAUAAUACAGCGAAUUUCUCCGUUGGUGACAUGACUGAUGAAAUUGUAGCAUUGGCAUCGAAAGCCGAGAAGGAGAGUUUGAGUGAAAUGCAGGUACAGUGUAUAAAAGCUUGGGAUUAUGGUUCAAGACAGUGGAGCGUAACGUUGCCAGAAGGUGAAUCAGCCGACAAUAUAGUUAUAGGGAAAACAUUUCUUGUUUUAGCCACAUCGCAACGAUAUUUUCGAACAUUCUCACAUGCUGGGACUCAAAAAAUGGUCUUUUGUUACUCAGGGCCAUUACUUACUAUGUGUGCAUUUAACGAUAUGUUUACGGCUGUAGUGUUAAAGGGUGGCGCUUAUUAUGAGGAUGAUGAACCGCAGUUCAAUUUUGUAGCAAGUGUUUAUAAAAUGAAAACUGAAGGCUGGAAUAACUGUCAGUCCCUGGCACAAAUUGUUCCUAUCAGUGUGACUCGCAAUGCCAAAUUGGCUUGGAUUGGAUACACAAGUCAUGGAACACUGUGUACAAUGGAUAGCAAAUAUUGCUGUCGGAUUCUUUCUUCCAGUAACAUUUGGAUUCCAGUUUAUGAUUUUGCCAGUAGUCUUAGAGCUAAAUCUGAUCAUAUAUUUCUGAUUAGUGUUAUGGAUUAUCCGCAUUGUGAAAUUCGUUAUGUAUAUUGUCGAGGAGUGGAAUAUCCUUUAGUUGAAAGUCGUUCAAUUCCAGCGGUUGUUAAGUGGCAACUUCCACUGUGUGAUCAGGAUUCGGAAAAAUCGAAACUCGAAGAGAAACUUUUGUUAGCUGAAAUUCGGAGAUGCACGUUAAACAGCGAUAAUGAAGGCGAAAAAGAAUCCGAACUUUUAGAUAUUGCGGCAACAUGUACAAAGGAUAUUGUUCGAUUAUUUGCUCUUGCAUGUAAAACUGAUCGCCAGUGUCGUGCAGCCGAAUUUGCCGCAUACACACAUUCUGGACAAAUUGUUCAGUCCAUGUGCAAUUUCGCUUCUAAAACCCGACACCCUUUACUUGCGGAAAAGGUUGCUGAAAUCGGAAGAAUAAAUGCUACUGCACAACAGAAUACAACACGAGAUGAAAAUGAGAGAAAGAGAAAUAUUUUAUCAGAAGAUAGAGAAAAAAAUGAGUUUUUGGCGCCUAAACGAUUGAAAAAGGAACGCAUCUCAGAUGAAGUCAUAGUCAAGACUAUGCGGCAGGAACAAGAGGAAAAUGAAUGUAUGCAUGACUUAGAAUCAACUCUAAGUAAUGAAUCGUCCUCACCAUUGUUGCUUCCUGUUCGAUCAAGGCUACCUUCCAAUCCCUUCAAACGCAAAUCUCAGAAUGUAUUUGGUUCAAAUCAAGAUAACUUUUUCGAUUCAUUAGCUUCUGCAUCUACAGUCACUCCGCAAAAAACGAGUGAUGUUAGUAGCGAUUGGAAGAAAAUGAAAAGAGAGCCAUCAAAAACUCGACAAACUUCACUUUUUGUGAAAUGUAUUGAGGAAAAAGAAUCGGGUAAAGCAAAAACAGGAUUCGAAUUAUGGCUGAAAUCUGCGGAAAAUAAAUUAAGGGAAGAUUGUGAUGGAUGCGAAGACUUUUUAGGAUAUGCUGUCAAGCAGUUUCGGCAUUUAAAAACUGAAGAAAAGCAGCACUGGAACGAUUUGGCUCAAGCUUCGAAAACCUGA